AUGGCCUACACAGGUGACAACAUCGAGAAACAGCUGGCCUGGCUGCAUUGCAAGAAUAUUCCAACAGAUGUGAUGCGAUCAUUGUGCAAAAUGGAAAACAGAAAGACUUCUUUUCAAAGAACUAACGAUUCAAUACUCGGGCAAUUUAAUUUGUUGUACCCCUAUGAGAAUGAUUCACAAUCCAGUGUAUCGAAUGUCAGCAGCUGCCAGCAAAUCUGCUGUGAUCAAACUAAAUAUAGAGAUCACAAACGCACCAACUGUCUAACAACUCCAUUUUGCAAAAACCCAGGGGUCAUACUAUCAGAUGCAUAUAUAAAGCGUCGCGCGAUGCCACUAGAUUCUGAAGAUCACGAACAAUCCUUGCAUCAGAACAGACAAAAUAAUGCCUGCCUUUGUGGGUGUUGCUAUUACUCUCCGUGCGAUGUGCAUGUUCCCAUAACCGAGUCAGCCAUCAGAAUGCCUGUAUAUUGUGUGUGUGACGAGCCGCAGCAGGAUGAAGAUUCACAGAUCAGUUGUGACCUCAAUACGGUCUAUGAGAAAAUCAGAAAGUUGGCAGCCCUCAGGAGGCAUCAGUCGUUGAAGGCGGGUUGUUACGAGCCAUACCUGGGAGUUAACGAAGGCCUAGAGUGCCCUUCAGUUCUGUCUCCCCCCACGGAGCCUCCCCACACGAGAUGCCUGGUUCGAGUCAAGCCCUAUAAGAGACAUCAAAUGUACCAGCACAUGUGGAAAGUCCAACCAGCCAUCGGGGAAAAUUUCCGCUUUUCUCUCCGUCAGAAAGUUCGGCAAAAAAUGUUGAUCAAGGAAGAAGCUCAGCUACCUCACAAGAUGUUUGUACCCAACAUGUACAUUGUACCAACUGUCAAACCGAGAUACGAACUCCGGUGGAUUGUCAGAAAAUGUAAUCACGACUAUAAACUGCCACCUUGUGGCAUUUUCCGCAAUGAUUUUUAA
Molecule: messenger RNA, 951 nt
Organism: Candidula unifasciata
Lineage: Eukaryota; Metazoa; Mollusca; Gastropoda; Stylommatophora; Geomitridae
Source: the annotation of a GenBank genome assembly